This is a messenger RNA of Exophiala viscosa, 1039 nucleotides long. RefSeq lists its product as uncharacterized. The transcript has 3 exons. Gene Ontology annotation, molecular function: zinc ion binding; DNA-binding transcription factor activity, RNA polymerase II-specific. Gene Ontology annotation, biological process: regulation of DNA-templated transcription. NCBI's taxonomy places the organism in Eukaryota, Fungi, Ascomycota, Eurotiomycetes, Chaetothyriales, Herpotrichiellaceae. The coding region runs from base 158 to 820 and encodes 220 amino acids. The record is from RefSeq and is a predicted model, not a curated record.
GGGAAAAUGGCCCCCAAACGCGGCCUCGGGAUGUUGUUGCACGUCUCAUUUUAAUGAACGCCGAUCUCUUCUACAAUGUGAACACGGGCUCCCGAUGCCGGCGUGAUAAGAAAAGUAAGACGGCCUUCAACCAAAUGACAACUCACAACUCUCGAUCAUGUUCUUUCCCUACAAGUUCCACGUUUUUAAUGCCAAACUCUGCCAUGUUACGAUUUCACGAUUUCCAACUCAAAGACCCCAAGGAACGCAAGCUAGUCUCUUUAACUCUGUGGAGAAACGCAGCCCGCCCGUGCCCUGGAACUCGGCACAAGGAUUCGUCCUAUGGAAGGUUCAAUCACCGGAGGGGUUGGAGUCUAGAUCAGUGCGCAGGCAAGUUCGAUCGAGUCGGCGGCGCCGGGGACGUGGCGUACAAGCAUGUUGGCGAUGCAGGAAAUAUAAAAAGCCUUGCGACGGUAACCCAAUAUGCUCAUUAUGCUUGACGGGCGGUUUCCGCGUUUGGCCGUCAAGGGUAGCCUGUCGGCGUGAUGUCCUCGAAACCAUCGUGGACAACAUCUUGCCACGUAGUUUCCCAGACCUAUUGAUAUUUGACGUCUGCAGCGACUGGACCUUUGCUGAAAGCAGCACACAGUUUCUUUCGAGCGAUACAUCUCUGAAAUUGCUGUGCUUUAGCCGCCAAACUUCUGAGCUGGAGGACAAUUGUCCGGCAACGAUCAGCAUUGUACCGAGAAGAAUCCAUCCAGUCGAUCCUGCCCUGCGAAAGCGGACUUCGCCGGCUUUCAUUAUCUGUGCACAAGCUCGGCCUCUGCUCUCAGGAGUUUGAUGAGCUUCUGCGUAUCAUCGACGUAUACCAGGCCGCACAAGCGAAAAGAGUUGUUUUUAGGAUGAGGCUGUCGACGCUGCUUGUGCUUUGAUGGGACAGUCGACUGCGUUCCAUGAAAUUUUUGUUUCUCCCAGCCACCAUAUGAGACUAGGAACACCAGUAGAUGCCGAAACUAUUGUGGCGCUGCUAGACCAGCUACGAGCUUCCAUAUCCUUUGUG